Molecule: messenger RNA, 5416 nt
Organism: Cladocopium goreaui
Lineage: Eukaryota; Dinophyceae; Suessiales; Symbiodiniaceae
Source: the annotation of a GenBank genome assembly
AUGGGGUCUCGGGUGCGCCUUUCGCAGAAUCGCUUAAUGGGAACUGUUUUGAGCUGGAAAGGUCGGCUUGAACUUCAAGAAAAUGCUCGGGUGUCGUUCUUCGCAUAUAGUGAUGGUGAUGGUUUGGGUGCUGAGCAAGUGCAGAUUGAGAUCCAGAACUUGAGCCACCAAACCAGUCAGAUGGCAGGAGUAUCAACCGUAGUCAAGACACGCGCCCAGCGCACGGUUCCAAGUGGCCCAAGCGGUCCAAGUGGUCCAAGUGCUCCACCACAAGUUGGUGUCGGGGUGCCUCCCAAAACUGCUACAGCUCCACCAAAACAGCUUUUCCCGCUGACGAGUGGGGUGGCCCCAAAGGCUUGGCCAUGCCCGAAGCCUUCCGUGAAAGCAAAGGUUCCUCCAAAACCAGCACCAGCACCGGCAAUGCCAACAGGUUGGGAUGAGGGCCCGGAAGAACCGGACAGACCGCAGACAGCUCCAGCAUCCACAGAGGCUGAAGCAACGACCACUCGACGCUGGCGAUUCCAAGGCGCUUCAGCGCCGCCUGUUGACGUAGCGAAGGCUGCGCCUGCGGCUGUGCCUUUGGCUGCACCCGGAACGCUAGCGCGGACGGCACCCACAGCACCCACAGCACCCACAGCACCCAAGGCCAAAGCGAAGAGCACAGCUGCGCCAAAGGCUUCGACAUCUCAAAAGGAUGGCAUGACAUUGGCUGCAGAAGCUGCUGCCAACUACACUUUGCCUCCUGGAACUGUCAAGUGGUGGAAAGAUCUCGCUGGUGAUUGCUGUCCAAUUUCCCUGUCGCCUCUUGAGGAGCUUUCUGUCGACCCCUUUGGCUUGAUAGGACAGCUGAUUGACCCUGUCAAUCGCCGGUCUCUGUCGAGAGGGGAGUGUAAGUCAUUGGAUGAAUAUAUCCAAGCACAUGGCUUCCCUGCGGUGCAUGUCACAGAUGCCUUUGACUUGGCGAAAGCUGUUAAGAGCACUCAGUCAUCUGAGUCCUCUGGGCCAGCUGCUACUCGAAUGGCUGCUUUGGAGCGCGAGGCAGCAUCAAUGCUUCGAAGUUUGUUUGACUUCCGUUCAGUGGGAAGUGGAGGACUGACCCGAAGCGAGCCCGCCGCCCAACCUGAGCCUGCGCAGCCUGAGGAUGUAAUGUCUGUGUCACAAGAGAUCCAGGAGCCUAGUGAUGCAGCGACUGCCGCUGUGCAUUGGCCCGCCUUAGGUGAGACGCCAGCACAGGUCAGUCGCCAGCAGCCACAGCCAGAGGGAGAGAGACGCAUCCGCGUGUGCACCCAAAGGACAGUGCACAACGAUGGUGGCUUGCAGGUUGUGGAUGACACUGAAUUUGAUGUUGAGUAUGAGGAGGAGAUUGUCUCUGAACCUACCCUUGCGGAAUCUGCUGCUUCAGCACCUCGCCGUUCCAGAUUGGCAAGACUGCCUCGGGGACGCGGUGAUGGGGCCCAGAUCACAUUUUCAGUGACCGGGCGGGCCCGGGUGGAUCCCAUUCCUGAGCGUGCUAGGGCUGUCGGUAGUGGUGCAAGUGCAAGUCAGGACAAAUCUGAGAGUGAAAGCGAGGCUUCAGAAGCUGAAGCUUUGGAAUGUGAGACUUGGAUUCCAGACUGGGCGACACCAGAGUUGCAUGAGAGGCUCCUGUCAGAGCUGGAGGUGAUUGAAGCCAUGUUUCCAGACGAGUUUCAAGUGCUGAAUCCCGAGGUGAAAAGCCACUUGGAGGGAUGCUUGUCAAAAGGUGUGGUCAGUCGUGCAACAGACCCCCUCCGGAUUCAGAUUUCACAGCAUUUGGAUGGCCCACGUGGUGGUUGCAACAUGCUGGUGGAGUUUUCCAUGCCACCUUUUUAUCCACUGCAUGAUGCCAAUGUGCUACUUCGUGAAGCUGAUGAAGGUGCCGGCUGGAUCAAAGAUGGGUUGCAGAACCUACAAGCAACGCUGCGCACAGAGGUCCUUCCCACCUUGGAGGGUUCUGAAGUUGUUCAAAAAGUCACCGAUUGGCUCAACAUGCACGGUCCGGCUGUGCUGUCCAGCGCAGAACGUGAAGCUGCAGAUCCCAAACGUCGAGCAAAGGCCGAGCGUGAAGCCCGUGAAGCCGAGCCCGCUGCAACAAAGGCGGAGAGAAUAGAGCAAGCUCGGAAAGAGAGACUCAGCGCCAAAUUUACAGAGAAGUGGGAUCUUUGCUAUGCCUUCGUGAAGCAUGGCUCCUGUAAGGACAAGAACUGCCAGUGGAGACAUGAGCUGCCUAAGAAGGAGGAGAAGGAGGAGAAGGAGGAACCGCCCAAAGAAGAGACAAAAACCAAAGCUGGUGGCGGUAAAUCCACGGCCAAGGCUUUGCGGACGAUCGCCAUCUCCCUGAGAACUGUGACCAGGCUCAACAGGGUACCGAGGAUUGGCAUCCCAGAGCUCUCUGACAUUGCCGACUGGGCAGAGCUGUGCAGCGCGGCGCACCUUUUUCCUGCCAUGAACGGGCGUGAGGCCGACGCUAAAGCAUUCGGGGCCGGUGAAAAUGGCACAGAGUUCACCUGGAACAAAAGGACAUGUUGGGGGAAGACGCUUCAUGAGAGAGCUCUUAAAGGAGAUGAAGAAGGGGUCCGCAUCCUUUUGGAUGCAGAUGUAAACGAUCCCAGCAGGGAGGGUGCAGAUAUCUCUCAGGCGUUGGUUCGUUCAACAUUUGCCUGGAUUGUCCCAUACGGCAAGGAAAACCAAUUGUGUACUGGGCAAGCGAUUCAUUUGGCCGCGAGCCGUGGCCAUGUAGCUCUGCUUCGGCUUCUGGUAGAGAGAAUGGCUGACUUGAACAGCCAAGUCACUAGGGACAACCAAACCAACUAUGGAGUUCUGCAAGCUGCGAUCUUCCGAGGAGGUAGUGGAGGCUCCAGGCAAAUGAUUGAAAUGUUAUGCUCAGAACGCGGUGCCGAUAUCUCCCGCACCAAUGCAAAUGGGGAUACUGGUUUGCAUUUAGCUUUCUCCACUGGAAACGAGGAAACCAUCAGGGCAGUGUACGAUCUUAUGAAGGGCAAAAAAUCAUGGGUCUUCCCAGGUGAUAAACUACGGGAUGAGAGCCCCCUUGAGAUUGGCAUCAGGUCAGGCAUGAUGAACCGGGAAUCCCUUGCAAGGAUGGCCCACUGCACCAUCAUGUCAGGCAUGUUGAACAAAAAAUACUUGACAACCAUGACCCGGUGUAGUAGUGUGAGUCCCUGUUAUAUUGCCAGCCUGAAGCUUUUCAUCAAUCGAGCUCCUGAGUGUAUCCCCAGCUUCCUCGAGCUCUGGGGGAAGAGAGAGGAGUUGGCGGAAGCAUUGUGGCCUGAGCAAAAGCCGGAGGGAUCCAUUCCAGAGAACGAGAGGCUCACGAGUGAUGAUCUCCAGAAGAUGCUGCGUGACUGCCCCGGUGCUGGAAAAGCUUUGAUGGAGAGCAGUACCUUUCGACCUGCUGACCGCAGUGAUGGCUAUAACAAGCUGCCGGAACGGGUGAGCUUGGCUCCACGGAACCUGCUCUCCAGGCUAUUGGGUUUGUCGCCUUUUUGCUUUCGCUUCAAAUGCUUCUAUGAGACGGACACUGAGUGGAAGGAAGAGAGAAAGUGGCACAGCCAGUUGAAGACAGAGCCUGGAAGGCCCGAGGAGAUGAAAGAGAUCAAAAUCCUGCUCUGUCGAGUGCCUGACAUCAUCACACCUGGCUUUUUCUCAGCCGUUUUGGACGCUCGUGACGGAGACAAGCCGGCUUUGUUCCUCUUUCAGAGUUUGCCUGUCCGCGCGGCUGUAUCUUUCACUUUCUGGAAAGGUGCUGUGUGGAUGGAUAUGCUUCAGUUCAUCUUCUCUCUCUGGGGAUUGAUCCUGCUGAUCACAAUGACUUGGCAUGCCCAGGACACUGAGUUCUGCCCACAAGGCUUGGUCAACGGCAACAAUGCAACCGAAACAGUCGAAACAGUGCUGAAUGUAACGCAUGCGACAAAUCAGACUGCACAGAAGGUGUUGCAGGACCUUUGCAGCGAGCAGCUGGCCAGUAUCUUUAAGUCAAGCUUAAUAACUGACACCGGAGCAGAAUAUAAGCCUCAUGAGAGAGCUGUUGUGGGAGAUUGGAUCAUUGCCAAAGGCUUUGUGGAUCUUCUUCUUGAAGCUCUGCAGUUUGGAGGAUGUGUUGCCACCAAGCAGAUUGCUUCCUACUUUAGAGCCGGUAACUUGUGGGAUGUCUUCCGCAGCAUUCUGCCGAUCCUUCUGCUGCGGUUCUAUGAUUGUAAGCCGCUUCAAAUCUUGGUGGUUCUCAUGUACUGGAUGCGGCUUCUGGAGGGUGCCACGUUGUCUCAGAAGAUUGGCCACGCCUUGCUACCGCUUCAAAAUUUGGUUCACGGCCUCAUUCCGGCCAUGCUUUUCACCAUCUUAGGAUUUGGUGCAUUGACUCACGCCCUAUAUGCAGUGCACAACCAGGACAAUGAUCGGCAGCAACUGUGGCCUGGAGCAGUGUGGAAGACUUUUUCCAGACUCAUAGCGCAGGAGUUGGAUGAUGACACAAUGCCAGAAGACAUGGAAUUGCUGGUGCUACUUUUUGGAGUUCUGUUCUUUUCGGUCUUCAUGAUGAAUGUCUUCAUCGGAGUGAUCAAUGAUCAAUACUCUGAGGAGAAGAAGACGGUCCGCAUGGCCUUCCAAAGUCUUCGGGCCAAAUCUUGUUUGACUCAUCUGUUGCGCACGAGCGCCGUCCCUUGCGACUUGCUUACUGCACAGCAAGCUGCAUGCAUGUCCACUUUUUGUGUGAUGACCUGCAUAGUCUUACAGGUGCUUGCACUUGGUGAAACGGGGUGGCAACUGCCGGACUAUUGGCAGUUCGUUGCCUUUCUCCUGAUGAAACUCUUGAUUUUUACGGCUUCCUUUCAAUGCAAAGGAUCUGACUUUCCGUGGCUCACCUUCAUUCGCGGCAAUCCACAGACAAGGUAUCUGUGGAUUUGUGAGCCCCGAGACUAUGGGGAGACUGAUGAUGACAAGAUGAUGCCUUUACCAAGAACUUCUACAAGGAGCAUGGAGCACGAACAAUGCUUGGCUGCUGUGCCGAUGGCGGAUGACGCGCCAACUUUGCCCACUUUGUUGACGUCCCGUCCUCUUGCACAAUGCACUUCAUGCAGACUUUGAUGGCAAUGCAGAGCACCUUCGAUAUCACCGCACUUUCCGCUCGAUUUUGGAUAUCUAAUUAAUUAGCAAUCAAUUAGUCUUUAGCCCCUCAUUUCCCGCGUUUUUGCACCAAGUAAAUGCCAAAAGUGCACAAACGUGCUAGCUGCUGGUGGUUCAGAGGGUGCCUAGCUGUUGCUUUUAGCACAGUUUUCAUAUUUACAGCAUUUUACAGCCUCCGGCAGAUAUUAGCCGCUUUAGUUUGGUAUGCUCCACAAGGGAGCGCCUGCGUGAAUCCUAUUUUGCACAUGCGAAAUGAAUA